Messenger RNA from Penicillium samsonianum, 801 nucleotides. It is a transcript of the gene midA, whose product is annotated as putative cell wall protein. Lineage: Eukaryota; Fungi; Ascomycota; Eurotiomycetes; Eurotiales; Aspergillaceae. The record is from RefSeq and is a predicted model, not a curated record. The coding region runs from base 1 to 801 and encodes 266 amino acids. The transcript has a single exon.
AUGCGUCUCUCCAACCUCUCGUUCUUCAUCCAGGCUCUGCUGUUGACUGCGGUCGCAGCCCAGAGUGCUGGUCUCUCCAACAUCGUGUCAGAUAUCACAAGUGAGACCACUUCGUCCUCCUCCUCAGUGCCUGAAACAACAUCGACGACCUCAUCAACCUCCACAACCUCUAAGGAGACUUCUACGGAACCAAGUACUACCGCUGAGCCUACUACCACCACGACUUCUUCCACCACCACUGCGCCUUCUUCUGCCACCGAGCCUACCACCUCAGCAGAGCCCUCCUCCACUGCGGAGUCCACCGUCCCUUCAACCACUUCCAACACUGAACCCACCUCCACGCCAAAUGCCAAUAGUGAUAGCACCACUUCGUCCAAGAGCACCACUACCCAGACCCCGGUCAUCAAGACCAUCACCUCCUAUGCGACCAGCGAUGGAUCCACCAUCGCCAACGUGAUGACCACCACCUCCACCCCAGUUGCCGAAGCUAGCUCCCCCUCUCUUAACGGCGAUAAGGGCUCCGGCUCUAGCGGUGUGUCCUCUUCGGACAAGAAGAUCAUCAUCGGUGUCGUGGUGGGUGUCGGCGGUGCUAUCCUUAUCGGUGCCCUGGGCUUGGUCUUCUGGAGAAUUCACAAGAAGCGCAAUGAGCAAUACGGCGAUGAGGACGAUCUGAUGGGCGGCACCGCUGUGGGCUCCGGACCCCGCGAGAAGGCCCCCAGCCCGGCCGGCAACACCCCCUUCAAGAACACACUAGACCAGUAUCACAACCCUGGUCCUGUCAACGCGGCAUCCAACUUCUAA